AUGGCAUUUAAAAACAAUUCUGUGACAGAUUCAUAUAGAAAGCAGGUUGUUAUUGAUGGAGAGACGUGUUUGUUAGACAUUCUGGACACUGCUGGACAGGAAGAGUAUAGUGCCAUGCGUGACCAGUACAUGAGAACUGGGGAAGGAUUCCUUUGUGUUUUUGCCAUUAACAACAGUAAAUCAUUUGCUGAUAUCAACCUUUACAGAGAACAGAUAAAGAGAGUAAAAGAUUCAGAUGAUGUGCCAAUGGUGCUAGUGGGAAAUAAGUGUGAUUUACCCACAAGAACAGUAGACACAAAACAAGCUCAAGAAUUAGCAAAAAGCUAUGGAAUCCCCUUCAUAGAGACAUCUGCUAAAACAAGACAGGGUGUGGAAGAUGCUUUUUACACACUGGUGAGAGAGAUCCGGCAGUACCGGAUGAAAAAGCUCAACAGCAACGAAGAUGGGAAUCAAGGCUGUAUGGGAUUGUCUUGUAUCAUGAUGUGAUAAGAUGCCAAGAAGACCUGGUUCAGAUGGAGCUGAUGGACGAAUCUUGAUGCCACUGUAUUGCGUCUUGUGAUGAUGCCCUGCAGUAUUUUGGUACCAGUUCAUUAGUACAAGGUCCUUUUCUGUGCUCCAUCUGAAGAGAACAUCUCUGGCAUAUACCUCCUUGCUCAGCUAAUAGAGCAGUCACAUCUCUUGAUGCACUGGGAUUCUCUUCUGUUUUAUCUGGGUUUGUUCAAGAAGAAAACCAGUCACAAGAAAAGUGAAUUUUAGAGACUAAAUGCUGUGAAAAAGAUGACACUUUACCUCUAGAGUAAAAACUAGACAUGAUUUUUGUCCCCAUUGUAUUGGAUUCAGAUUUGCGGUGCUGUCUGAGAAGUGGCCCUAAUCAUUCUCGGCAGGUAAUAUCAGAGAUGAUUUUGCCACUAUGAAUGCCUCUGUCACGUAUCGGAUUAGUAUCUGUUGUCUAUACACCUACACAGCAUAUCGGCAACAUCUGCGUUGUGCCAAGAGUACCACUUACCUACUCCUCUAUUUUCGGUAAUAAAAAUGAGAUAUCUUUGCUAUUUAAGUGCCUGUUUGCUAAGAAGAUCUGGAGUUGUACCCUCUUCUGUCAGGCUAAGGGAAGCCCCAAGGACUGGGAUUUUUUGGAAGCUCGUUGUCUUAAGCAGACAAGCCUUGAGAAGAAUGUGGGUGAUCUCUUUGCAUAA
This is a messenger RNA of Struthio camelus australis, 1193 nucleotides long. The record is from RefSeq and is a predicted model, not a curated record. Lineage: Eukaryota; Metazoa; Chordata; Aves; Struthioniformes; Struthionidae.